Messenger RNA from Thunnus maccoyii (southern bluefin tuna), 530 nucleotides. It is a transcript of the gene uqcrb, whose product is annotated as cytochrome b-c1 complex subunit 7. The transcript is spliced from 4 exons. Lineage: Eukaryota; Metazoa; Chordata; Actinopteri; Scombriformes; Scombridae. The record is from RefSeq and is a predicted model, not a curated record. Gene Ontology annotation, biological process: mitochondrial electron transport, ubiquinol to cytochrome c. The coding region runs from base 66 to 398 and encodes 110 amino acids.
UCGCAAGUGCCUAUGACCUCACUAUCCUUACCCACAAUCCACUUCGGUCGUUCACAGUGAUAAACAUGGCGUCGAGGGCACCAGCGCAGACAGGCAGGCUCCUGCUUGGUGUUCGCAAAUGGUACUACAACAUGUGUGGCUUCAACAAGAUCGGUUUACUGCGAGAUGACACAGUAUAUGAGGAUGCAGAUGUGAAAGAGGCCCUGAGGAGGCUCCCAGAGAACCUGUACAAUGAAAGGAUGUUCAGGAUGAAGAGAGCCCUGGAUCUCUCCAUGAAACAGCAGAUCCUCCCUAAAGACCAGUGGACGAAAUAUGAGGAGGAUGUCAGCUACCUGUCACCGUAUCUGGAUGAGGUGAUCCGUGAGAGGAAAGAAAAAGAAGAAUGGAUGAAGAAAUAAGUAGUUCCUAGUCAACCUGUUAAUUCCCGCUUCGGUCCAGUUCAUGGUUAUUCUUGGUGUAGUAUUUAAAAUGAAAUCUAACCUAUAUGAAACACUGCUCAAUAAAAAAUGUACAUUUUGGAAAAAGUGGAA